AUGGCUAUACAACAUGAGGUCCCUGUUGAAGAGAAAGAAGAAGAGAGGGGCCCUUCUUUGGAUCAGUUUACUCUAUAUCCUCUCUACAAAGGCAUGCUACUAAACAUAUCUAAGCAGAAAGCUCAGAAUCAAGCCAAGAAGGACCUAGAAGAGAUUGGGACAGCUAUGAUUCCAACAAAGCUAGAAGACCCUAGUUCAUUCAAUCUGCCAUGUUCUCUCAGCUAUAUGCACUUUAACAAGUGUUUAUGUGAUCUUGGAGCUUCUGUAAGUGUGAUGCCUUAUUCAGUAGCAGAGAAGCUUGGAUCUGAAGAAUUCAAGCCCAGCAACCUCUACAUAAGCUUAGCAGAUGGAUCAAGCAAAGAUGUGAUAGGCAAACUUGAAGAAUUUCCUUUCAAGAUAGGCAAAGCUAGGAUUCCAACAGACUUUGUUAUCAUAGAGAUGGAUAAGGAGCUAGAGGAUCCCAUAAUACUUGGAAGGCCAUUCUUAGCUACUGCUGGAGCAAUCAUAGAUGUCAAGAAGGGUUUGAUCAGCCUCAACAUUGCCCAGGGGUUGAAAAUGAAGUUUGAUAUCAAAAACUCAGCCAAUCAGCCUACUAUUGAAGAGGACUCCAAGGCUAAAGAUUCUGCUCAAGAAGAAUCUAUUCAAGAACUUAAAGAUUCAGUGCAAGAGUUGACUGAUCUAGUGAAGGAUCUUCAAGUACAACUCAACAAAAGGUCUUUAAAGAAAGCAAGGCCAAGAUACAAGCUCAAGAAGAAACAAAGUUCAAGUGUUAAGACUAAAGUGAUCAAGAACAAGCUUCAUGGUGAUCAAGUUGAACCAGGGGGAUCUCAUCACCUCUCUGGUCUCCAAACAAAGCGUGAAAAGGCACGAAAAGUUAAACUUAGAGACUAUAAACAAGCUCACUAG
Messenger RNA from Camelina sativa (false flax), 906 nucleotides. NCBI's taxonomy places the organism in Eukaryota, Viridiplantae, Streptophyta, Magnoliopsida, Brassicales, Brassicaceae. The record is from RefSeq and is a predicted model, not a curated record.